Messenger RNA from Parnassius mnemosyne (clouded apollo), 345 nucleotides. The record is from the annotation of a GenBank genome assembly. Lineage: Eukaryota; Metazoa; Arthropoda; Insecta; Lepidoptera; Papilionidae.
AUGUUCGCCAAAUAUUCAGUUGUGUUUGCUUUUAUCUUUUUAUUUUAUGUCGUAGUUGAAAGUUCAUUUAUAAAACCAAACAAUGUACCUAGAGUUGGGAGAAGUAACGAGGCAGAAGGAUUAUUUGACCAAAGUGUUAUGGGUUACGUUAUCAAAACAAUCCCAAGUAAAAACAUCCCACGCAUGGGCCGAAGGAACUACGAUUCGGCAAACAGAUAUGAUAUCCCAAAAUUCUAUCAAUUGCCGUCUGAAAACUUUGAAUUGUAUGAAGGUGAUGAUCAAACUAAAUAUAGCGAAGAACCGAUAGAAACUGCAUUUAAUAAGCAUUUGGAAAACAUGAAAUAA